Molecule: messenger RNA, 4888 nt
Organism: Punica granatum (pomegranate)
Lineage: Eukaryota; Viridiplantae; Streptophyta; Magnoliopsida; Myrtales; Lythraceae
Source: RefSeq, a predicted model, not a curated record
UGCUUUCCCCCCUCGGCUGGCAGAAAUUUCCAGUCCCUGUUCGUCCGUCCCCGUCCCCCCGAGCCGACGACAAUGGCGAUCAAUUCAAAACUCUAGCCAGAGCUCUACAGAAGAGAAGAUGAUCUUCUGAGUCCACUCGAGUAGACUGUAUAGUGUGUGGCUUGCUGGAAUAUUUCGAUGGAGAAUCAGCCAUCGCCCACCGAUGGCUCCAGAGAGCUCCUCUGUGUCGGCAAACUGGAAAUCAUCAGCCCGAAACCCGUCGGGUUUCUCUGCGGUUCCAUCCCUGUCCUCACUGAAAAUUCCUUUCACGCAUUCAACUCCGCUCUCAUCCCUUCUCGCCAGAAGGUGAGAGCUCCGCAGUAUCGGAUGCUUCCAACGGAGACUGAUCUGAAUAGGCCUCCAUUGCUUUCGGACCUCUCUGAGAAGUUGCUUCCAAUUGGUGUCGUGCCACCCAGAACCUUUCCUGGAGAUUUAUCUUGGGAAGAUGGCGCUCUUAAGGCAAACCUAUCAAGGAAAUGUGAGGCCCUUGCUGUAUCUGGCUUGGCUGAGUAUGGAGAAGAGAUUGAUGUUAUUGCCCCUACUGAUAUCUUGAAGCAGAUUUUCAAGAUGCCUUAUUCCAAAGCUAGAUUAUCAAUUGCUGUCCAUCGCAUUGGGCAGACUCUUGUUCUCAAUACCGGGCCGGACGUAGAAGAGGGAGAGAAACUGUUUAGGAGACAUACCAAUACCAACCAAUCAAAAUGUGCAGAUCAGACCUUGUUUUUGAAUUUUGCAAUGCAUUCAGUUAGAAUGGAGGCUUGUGACUGUCCUCCAACUCGUAAUUCUGGAUCGUCGAAUCACCAACCAAAGUCUUCUGUUCUUCCAGAGGGGGAUGUAUCCCAUUUGGUUGGGCAGCAUAGUAAUAUAGCUCAAAACGAGCAAUUAAAACCACGUUCAGAUUAUGCACGAGUUAAACAGGAUGAUUUCAUUUGGGGGAGUAAGAAGAAUGAGAGAAACAAGAGGAGAGAUCCCAUCCAAAAGACAUCACAAGUUGGUGAAAAGCCUAGAUGUUCAAUGCAAGAGUCUGAACGGCACAGAAGAGUUGGCAAUGAUGGCUUCUUGAGAGUCUUGUUUUGGCAAUUCCACAAUUUCCGCAUGCUUCUGGGCAGUGACCUUCUUCUGUUCAGUAAUGAAAAAUAUGUUGCGGUCAGCCUGCAUUUAUGGGAUGUCACACGGCAGGUGACACCAUUAACUUGGCUCGAGGCAUGGCUCGAUAAUGUGAUGGCUAGUGUCCCUGAAUUGGCAAUCUGUUAUCAUGAGAAUGGAGUGGUUCAGGGUUAUGAACUUCUUAAGACAGAAGAUAUAUUUCUUCUGAAAGGCAUCUCUGAUGAUGGCACUCCGGCUUUUAACCCUCAUGUUGUCCAACAAAAUGGUCUCUCUGUAUUGAGAUUUCUUCAAGAAAACUGCAAACAAGAUCCUGGGACUUAUUGGCUUUAUAAAAGUGCUGGUGAAGAUGUGAUUCAGCUGUUUGAUCUCUCUGUUAUACCCAAAACUCAUUCCUCUAACAAAUGUGAUGAUAGCUCAAGCUCUCUCCCUUCUCUUCUGCACCGAGGAAGAAGUGAUUCCAUAUUUUCAUUGGGCACUCUCCUUUACCGCAUUGCCCAUAGACUCUCGUUAUCUAUGGCGACGGAAAGUAAAGUCAAGUGUGCAAGCUUUAUUCGGAAGUGCUUGGAUUUUUUGGAUGAACCAGAUCACCUGGUGGUAUGUGCAUAUGCUCAUGAACAAUAUGCAAGGCUCAUUUUGAAUAAUGAUGACGACACGGAUGUAGCAUCGGAUUGUCUCCCGGUAGAGUCUGAAGUUACUGUUACUGAUGCUGAAGAAGAAUCCAUGGAUUUCUUAAGCAGCAUCACCGAUUCAGUCGGUCAUGAGGAUACCCACCAUUCAAUUGGUGGGCUAAAGUUAAGUGACGAAGGAAGUAAUCAUCAAGACUUUCCACUGGCAUCUCCAGUGGAGAUGACGUCAGAAGCCAAUGCUUCUGCUUCUGGAAGUCCUGGUUCUGAUGAAAGAUUUGCAGUCUGCAAAAUGGCUCCAUUGUCUGCUCCCAUGGUUCAAACUGUUGGGGACCCUAUCUCUACUAAGUUAGCUGCUAUCCAUCAUGUUUCUCAAGCCAUCAAAUCACUCAGAUGGAUGCGCCAACUGCAAAGCAGUGGGGACUGUGCUAGUGAAACUGCUGAACCUCCAUCGCCUAUGAAGUUCUCUGUUUGCGCUUGUGGUGAUGCUGACUGCAUUGAGGUUUGCGACAUCCGUCAAUGGCUUCCAACAUCAAAAUUGGAUCAUAGGCUGUGGAAGCUUGUUCUCUUGCUUGGUGAAUCUUAUUUAGCUCUUGCUCAAGCUUAUAAAGAGGGCCGUCAAUUGCAUCAGGCGUUGAAGGUUGUAGAAUUAGCAUGUUCUGUUUAUGGAUCAAUGCCUCGACAUCUUGGGGGAACAAAGUUUAUUUCUUCCAUGGUUGGUCGUGCUUCGUCCUUAUCAAAACAUAAUGAACAUACUGCCAAGGCAAGAUCAAGCUUUGAUAUUGUCAAGGAUGUGAACUUGGGAUCAGAUGGUGAAGAACUCGGCUUUGAACAGUUCUCUUCCAAUUAUCUAUUCUGGGCCAAGGCAUGGACUCUUGUUGGAGAUGUCUAUGUCGAGUUCCAUAUGAUUAAAGGUAGGGAGAUCUCAACUCAAGCUGCAAAUCAGCCCAUAAGAGAGCUCAGAAUGUCAUCUGAGGUUGUCAAGGAAGUAAAGAGGCUCAAGAAGAAAUUGGGGCAUUUUGAUGGAAACUGCCGCUCCUGUUCCUUGAUCAACUGCAGCUGUGAAAAUGAUCGAGUCAGCAGUGGCAGCAGUGCAAGCAGCAGCAGUGGUGAUACUGGUCCAGCUGUCUACAGCAGAAGACAUGGUAGGCGAUCAUUUGGUAAGAAUGUCUCUUACUCCAAAAUGGGAGAUGCUGAAGAGCGAAGAAGUCAACACAGAGUAGAAGAUGGGAGCUCUGAGGGUGUUCAGCGCUCAAAAAAAGGUGCUUCAGAAGAAGCUCCUCUUACUAGGCAUUCAAUAUGCUCUGAAUCUUUGGAUAAGGCUGAGUCUAGGACAGUAGGAGGGACUAUGAGAAGGCCUGAUGUGGGUCCUGUUUUGUCCAGAGAAAUGAAUCUCCCUUCAAAGGGAAUCCCCAAGGUCAGAAAUGGAGGGAUAUUUAAGUAUGUUGAUUGUGCUAUGGUUGGAGAGGGAGAAAGCAAUCUGCUUGCUGCAUUAAGCUGCUAUGAAGAGGCCAAAAAGGCAUUGGGUGGACUUGCUUCUGGUUCGGCAGAACUGCAUACUGUAUUCAAGAAGAAGGGAUGGGUUUUCAACGAACUAGGUCGAAAACGACUUGAGAGAAAAGAGUUAAGUCAAGCAGAGGCUUCUUUUUCAGAGGCUAUAAAGGCAUUUAGAGAAGUUUCAGAUCACACUAAUAUUAUAUUAAUCAACUGUAACAUGGGACACGGGAGGAGGGCAUUAGCUGAAGAGAUGGUGACAAAGGUUGAGAACUUGAAAUUACACUCCGUCUUCUACAAUGCGUACAAGCAGGCCCUGGAGACUGCAAAGACAGAAUAUAGUAAUGCACUUAAGUUUUAUGGGGCAGCAAAGUCAGAGCUGAAUGCUGUGGAGAAGGCUGUUUCUGUUCCUGACGGCAUGAGGAAUGAAGUGCACACACAGUUUGCACAUACGUACUUGAGGUUAGGUAUGCUUUUGGCUAGAGAAGACAUAACGGCUGAAGUUUACGAGAACGCAGCUUUUGGGGAGAUCUCAAUAGGUGCCGCUAGUCCUAGUGCUGCUGCAAGUGCCAAAAAGGGCUCGAGGAAGCAUGAGAUCUCAGCAAAUGAAGCCAUCAGGGAGGCAUUAUCGGUGUAUGAAUCUCUAGGCGAAAUAAGGAAACAGGAGGCUGCAUACGCGUAUUUUCAGCUUGCUUGCUACCAGAGGGAUUGUUGCUUGAAGUUUCUGAGCUCUGAUCACAAGAAAGGCUCUCGUAAAGGUGAGAAUGGAAUCCAACAGCGUGUGAAGCAGUAUGCUUCUUUGGCGGAGCGGAAUUGGCAGAAAGCCCUAGACUUUUACGGGCCUAAAACACAUCCCACCAUGUACCUUGCUAUAUUGACGGAGAGGUCGAAGCUCGCAUUAAGCCUCUCGAGUUCACUGCACUCAAAUGCGAUGCUGGAAUCAGCUCUAUCCCGUAUGCUAGAAGGUCGCCACAUACUGGAAAGUGUUUCCAGUAGUUUGCAAGCUGAGUAUCCGGAAGUACAUGGAAAGUUUUGGAGUCAGUUGCAGAUGGUGUUGAAGAGAAUGGUGGCUGUGGCUCUAUCCAGCAGCACUACGGGGAAGCAGUCUUGUUCAGCAGUCUCGGUGCCACCCCUGCUGUCAAGCAACAGGUUUGGGGAUCCCGUGAAACUCAAAGAGCUUUAUAAGAUGUCUUUGAAAUGCGCUGACCUUAGUGAGUUGGACAAGAUGCAUUCCUUGUGGACAUCUUAACUUAGAACGUUUUUAUGUCAUACCAUAGCAUGACAUACAUACAUACAUACAUACAUACAUACAUACAUAUGUAUGUAUGUAUCUAUAUGUAUAUAUACAUGCAUCAGCAUGAAUAGUUAGAGAGUUGUAUGAAGCUAAGCUACUGCCUAUUGCAAUAUAUAUGCAUCAACAUGAGUAGUUAAAGAGUUGUAUGAAGCUAAGCUACUGCAUAUUGCAAUUGGAGGAUCUCCAAAUUAUUAGCUAUGUCGUCUGUGUAUGUAUAUAUAUAUAUAUGUAUAUGUAUGUAUGCAAACAUACGAUGCAUGUAUCGAUACAUACAUGUUUUGUUUAUGUGACAUCCUAGGCCUAGAGUUUGGGAUUCUCUCCGGCUUUUCUGUUU